UAAUUCUGGUUUAUAAUUCUGUCAAAAUUCUUUCUUGUAUUCGAUUUCUUUAAAGAUAAAUAUAACCUAUAUAAAAUGUUGCUCCUUGGAGAUAUUUUUCCUAAUUUUCCUGCGAACACUACAGAGGGUGAAAUUGAUUUUCAUAAUUGGCUUGGUGAAUCAUGGGGCAUCCUCUUCUCUCAUCCCUCUGACUUCACACCAGUUUGUACAACAGAACUCUCGAGAGUCAUUAAGCUGAUGCCUGAGUUCCAAAAACGCAAUGUGAAACCCAUUGGUCUCUCAUGUGACACUGUAUUCUCACAUUUAGCUUGGUGCAAGGACAUAAAAAAAUAUGCUGGAUGCCAUGAAGAUGAGAAAUUUCCAUAUCCCAUAAUCGAAGACAAAGGCAGGAAUAUUGCAAUGAAACUAGGUAUGCUGGACAAAGAUGAGCUGGAUACAGUUGGAAUGCCUCUUACUUGUCGUGCUGUAUUCAUUGUGGACCCUAACAAGAAGUACAGACUCUCCAUGUUAUAUCCUGCAACAACUGGUAGAAACUUUGAUGAGAUUCUUCGAGUCAUUGAUUCCUUGCAGUUGACGGACAAGAAUAAAGUCGCUACUCCUGUUGAUUGGAAGAUGGGCGAUGACUGCAUGGUUCUACCUACGGUUCCAGAAGAACAAGUACCAAAGAUGUUCCCGCAGGGAGUCACUGUGCAUCCGUUGCCAUCUGGAAAAUCUUAUCUUAGGAAGACUCCGUGCCCUAAAGUUUAAUAAAAGCGUUAUAAAGUUUAAUUAUAAUUUGAUGUUCAAGUUUUCUGAUUUAUUGUGAUAAAUUUUAAGCAUUUAUAGGUCUGAACUAUAGUAUUUUUUUAAAAUAAACGAUGUAAGUUCAA
Melitaea cinxia (Glanville fritillary) is the source of this 869-nucleotide messenger RNA. It is a transcript of the gene Prx6a, whose product is annotated as peroxiredoxin-6. Gene Ontology annotation, cellular component: cytosol; mitochondrion. Gene Ontology annotation, molecular function: peroxiredoxin activity. Gene Ontology annotation, biological process: cellular oxidant detoxification; cell redox homeostasis. The transcript is spliced from 5 exons. Bases 76 to 747 code for a protein of 223 amino acids. The record is from RefSeq and is a predicted model, not a curated record. NCBI's taxonomy places the organism in Eukaryota, Metazoa, Arthropoda, Insecta, Lepidoptera, Nymphalidae.